CAACUACGUGAUCUUCAAGUAACAAUAUCUUGUAAAAUCAGUAAAAUUAAAAAUGAGUUCUAAGGUCAUUUGUCUUGCGGCAAUAGCCAUAUUCGCUGUUGGUCUUAGCCAUGCACAUGAUGAUGGCUAUUCAUCUAUACACAUCACUCGUCACGACGGUCACCAUCAUCCCGUACAUGUCCAUGGCCACGGUCAUCAUCAUCACCAUGACUAUUAUACACAUCCUAAGUAUGAGUUCGAAUACAAAGUGGAAGAUCACCACACGGGCGACAUAAAGUCCCAGCAUGAGCACAGAGAUGGCCACAAGAGCGAGAGCGGGUACUCCUGGCACGACCCUCAUGGCACUGUUAAAGUGACAAAAUAUGACUCUCACCAUUAAGACUGAAAGAAACGUCUUACUAUUUGUACCAUCAACGGAGGACUCAUAUAUUCUUAACAUAAUUUUUUUUAUAAAAUUAAGCCCGUCAAAUACGUUU
Messenger RNA from Papilio machaon (common yellow swallowtail), 476 nucleotides. Its product is annotated as cuticle protein 19-like. Gene Ontology annotation, cellular component: extracellular matrix. The transcript is spliced from 3 exons. Bases 53 to 379 code for a protein of 108 amino acids. NCBI's taxonomy places the organism in Eukaryota, Metazoa, Arthropoda, Insecta, Lepidoptera, Papilionidae. The record is from RefSeq and is a predicted model, not a curated record.